Molecule: messenger RNA, 1268 nt
Organism: Trichoplusia ni (cabbage looper)
Lineage: Eukaryota; Metazoa; Arthropoda; Insecta; Lepidoptera; Noctuidae
Exons: 3
Coding region: 569-1228 (219 amino acids)
Source: RefSeq, a predicted model, not a curated record
ACUUGAUAUUACUUCCCUCAAGUGGGCGCCACAAUAUUUUCGCCCGGGGUAUCAGUGGCCCUUACGCCGACACUGAUUAUAACCUCUUGGACGAAGUCACAGGUAAAUUAAGACUAAGUGUGAGCUGUUUUCAACUUUUCAACUAACAUUUCAUGGGUCCAUUUUGGCAUAAUAUAACGUAAAGGUAAAGAGCUAAAUUAAAUAUUGCCGCGUUUAUAUUGCGGCCAAUGUCCUUUACUUAGGAUAAAGCAAAAAAUUCUGAAUAUUGGAAAUUAUGAUCUAAUUGAAUUAUUAUUUUAUUGACUAAGUACAACUCAAUUAGAUAUCAUCCAUUCAUACCAUAUCGGGCUCAGGUUCUUACGGCAUAAUGCCCUAAAGGAACCCUGUAGGUUUUACGUUUUAAAAUGUAGAAGUCGGUAAUAUCUUGUAGGACAUGCGCAGCGAAUCGCAGUAAAAACUCUUUUGAUCUUGACAGUUAGGACUGGCUUAAAAAAACAUGAAACAAAUCUAUAUUGUUUAGCGCAAACCUCACGGCUGUCAGUCGCCAGAAUUUUCCCCUUUCCAAGUAAUGUGGCUGAAGAUUCUAUGCAUAGUCGUAAUAGCGAGCGGUGCAGUCGCGCAGGACAAGCUCCUGAACACGCUGUACGGCGUGGAGGGCCGCAACCGCAUGUCGGUGUGCGUGCGCGCGCCCAGCGGCCGCGUGUGGAGCUGCGACGCCGCGCUGCUCAACCGCGAGUGGCUGCUCACGCGCGCGCUCUGUCUGGGCGCCGCGCCGCGCGACAACAUGGCCGCCGUGCGCGAGGCCGACGCGGCCGGCUGCCAGGAGUUCAUGAGCACCGGAAAGACGGUAUACAACUCUCGCAUGAUCAGAGAAAAAGUGAUGCACCCAUGGUUCAACCUGGCGAUAUUGAUUGUGGACCGGCCAUAUAAUAAUCUAAGUAAACUCUCCAACAUUACUCAGAUUCGCUUGCAACUCGAAGAACAUGGUGUUUUGAGUUGGAUGAAGAACUACUUUAAGGUAUAUGCCUUAACGCGUGACACAGACUAUCACUUAAACCUAGUUGCCCGGAACAUGAAGACAAACCACUACCCCGUCUGGAUGUUCUUAUUAACAAUUUUCUUGCCAUCAGUGUCUUUCAUACUAGUCUUCAUUUAUGUUAUAUUCUAUACUGGCUCACCUGCUGUGCCCUAUAAGAAUUUAUCUCCUAAGAAAGUUACACAAGUUUAACUCUAAUUGUUUAUUUCUUAUUAUAGUUAUUUGAUAAAUA